AUGGUCUGUUUCCAUACUCACAUAAACACUGAGGAGUUGGUUCAGGGACUACGUCUGCAGUGGGCCAAGAACAAGAAACAUGUCAACAAUGGCUAUCGCCUGGAGAAACAAAUGCGCUACAGUCGUACCAAGAAAAUGCCUUUGGAAUUCACCGCUGCAGAUCGUAUCUACUUCGAUGAGUCCAUCAAUUUGGCUGCCUGCAUGAAGGAGAAUUUCCAAGAUGAACUUGAAUCGUUGGACUUCAGAACCAAAGCCGAAGAGGAGCACAUGGAAAUCAACAACUGGAUUGCAAAUGUAAUACGCAACGAAAUCCCCGAAAUGUUAAAUCUCUGUGAUGUUACCUCCGACAGUCAAAUGGUUUUGGCUAAUGCUGCCUAUUUCAAGGUUCAAUGGUCGGAUAAAUUCGAUUCCAAAGAUACAAAACAGGAGAUUUUCUAUACCAUGCCUUGCCAAUAUUCUUUCGUACCCAUGAGGCAUAAACCUGGAGAAUUU
This is a messenger RNA of Musca vetustissima, 492 nucleotides long. RefSeq names its product serine protease inhibitor 88Ea-like. Gene Ontology annotation, molecular function: serine-type endopeptidase inhibitor activity. NCBI's taxonomy places the organism in Eukaryota, Metazoa, Arthropoda, Insecta, Diptera, Muscidae. The record is from RefSeq and is a predicted model, not a curated record. The transcript is spliced from 2 exons. The annotation marks the transcript as partial.